UGUGGGACUAUGUGGAGGUCUCGCUCUGCAGCUGACCCCUUGGCAAGGGGCAGCUUCUUUUCUAAACCCUGCAGCUGCUUCUGCCCAGUCAGGGGAGUCCAUCUAGUUUCACGGGGCCUGAUUUUCUUCUCCGUUCUACAGAUCUCUCUCCAUUAAGAUCAUUGGGUGACUCCAGGCUUGGGCUGGUGUGAGUGAGGCCUUGUCUUCACCUUAGGGUGACCAGAUGUCCCGAUUUUAUAGGGACAGUCCCGAUUUUGGGGUCUUUUUCGUAUAUAGGUUCCUAUUACCCCCCCACCCCCUGUCCUGAUUUUUCACACGUGGUGUCUGGUCACCCUACUUCACCUACAGUGGCACAGCUCUCCUGUCGGCGUCGUUAACCCACCUCCCCGAGAGGCGGUAGCUGUGUUGACGGGAGAAGCUCUCCGGUCGGCGCAGCACUGUCUAGGCGGAGGGUAAGGUCGGUGUAACUCCGUUGCUCGGGGGUAUGGAUUUUUCACACCCCUGAGUGACGUAGUUAUAACGAUAUAGGGCUGUAGCGCAGACCUGGCCUGAGAGGAGAAUUUGGCCCCUGGCCUCAGCCGUAUUGUGCCAGGCACUGAGAACAGCUGGGAAAUGUCUGCGGAGGCGGCUCCGGGAAAUGGGCAUUUCCAGCAUGUGUGUUACACAAACUGUUUCCCCCGAAAAUACCGAUGGAGCCAGAGGGAGCAGAGGCGGCGCUGAGAAAGGCGGAGGGGGUGGCUGGAGGGAGAGAGAGGGAGGCUGUUCCAGACAGCAGGCGUUGGAGAGGAGAAGACUCUUGCAGUAGCAGGCUAUUGUCGGGGGACAGAGAGGAGGCAGGGGAAGGCGAGAGUUGGUCAGGGGCAGCUUUGCCUGGAGUUACAAAGCUUUAGCAAACAGGCUGAAACGGACAUAUUUCCAUUACCCAGUUCAUUGACUUCCCUGCUCCCUGAGUUGGGUUAUGCUGCUGAGUAACGUGCUAGGAAGCCCGUGAAGCCCCUAAACACCUCGUUGAGAGAUGAUCUCUGUGGGCCUGAUUCUCCACCGCCACGUGCGACACGCAGUCACUUACGCCAGUGCUGCCAGGUCAGACAGGGAGUGACUCGCACCCGCGUUGCACUGUCAGCGACAAGCCAGGGGAGCAGAGUCAGGGUGGAACGGGUGAGGUGAUGGGGCAGAUGAAGCCGGGGUGGAAUGGCAGUAGAAUCUCUGGGCACCAGGGCUGGAUGAGAUGCUGCUGCUGACAUCGGUAGUGCCAGGGUGCAGGGCCCUGUGCCGCUGGAGUGUUGUUAUGCUUAUAAGAAGCACAGGGGAUCGUUUUCAGGGGAAAAGGCAAUACGCUGCAUUUACUGACGAUACAACAAAUUAGCAUAUGCAUUUAAUUACAUUACACACACACACAGUCCCACCAGUUAACGUUACAGUUACCAGUCCAGAGUCCGGAUCGAUCCAGUGGCCAGCGAGGUUGAUCACGGGUAGGGAGGAGCCGGGCUCCGUCAGUCCCGACACGAUGAUCCGGGGAAGUCUUGGCAGGACGAGCCCAAGGUUUCAUGGCAAGGCCCCCUGUUUAUAUAGUGAUUUUGUUUUUAUUGGGACCAAUGAGUUUUGCACCGUCCUGCUAUAAUUGUUGUUUGACGAGUGUUUGUUUUUUUUAAAUCGUUGGGUCUUUUUUUUUGAGGGAGUUAUUUUAUGCUGGUUUUGAUUAGAGCUAUUUUAUUUUUAUUGCUGGGGCCUGUUUUAUUUUUUGAGUUGUUCAUUUGCCCGCUUUUGACAUUUUAAUAGGGGCGCGGUGCAGCCUCCUGGUGCGCGGCCGUUUGGCGCCGGGUUUUUUAGACGCUCUGGUUUAGUGAUGGCCUUGACACUUAGGCUUUACUAUACAUUUUUUUAUUUACACACAAAACAGAAUUAAUUUACACAGAACAUUUUGAACAGGGGCCAUUACAUUGCAAUGCAAAAGAAAAACAAUGACGGCUUCUUUUACUUAUUUUAAAAUGCUAAAUCUACAACAAAGGGAUGACCCUUAAAGGUUUGUUACUGCCUUGAAAUUAGUCCCGAUACAAAGAAAUUCUGGCAGAUGCAUGUCUACCAAUGGCACAUUAGGCCAGUCCUUUUUGCUACUCAAAAAGGGUGGCUGGCAGGCUAUGGUGAAAUCAUACAGGAAUACAUUUCAUUAUUAUUUUAUUUUUUUAAAUUAUACAAAAUACAAACAUAAAAUGUUACUAUUACUUGUCACCCUUUUUGACCCUUCAAGACCAGUUCUUGAGUGCGUCAUAGUUUAUACAACUGUUUCAGAGCAAUAUAUUGAGAGGCAAUUUGAGCCUGUGGUUGUAAUUUAACAAACAUGCUUUUUGUUCAACAGCACAUGCAACACAUUUCUAGCAAGCAAACACAGGACACUAUUAACACAACUAGUAACGGGUGACACAUGAUAGACAAUAGGCCCUUAGACGUUGGGCACCGGCCUGUAAAAACGUCCUACCAGUGUUAGGCUGGGUUUUUAGACCUAGCAAUUUGCAUGUUUUUAUUUGCAUGUAAUAUGUGAAUGACACAUUUCCCUCUAUUCCUUUGUGUCUGUGCUUUCUCGGAGAUGAUUAAACAGGUUGAGCCUUUUGGUGGCAGACAAAUGGAGCAGAGCAAGUAUAUCUGCAGUGAGCUGCGGUCUGUUUAAUGCAGCUGGAGCUGAGUAAUGCCUGUGUUAGUGUCUGUGCUUGGAGGGGCUGGCGGGAGAGGGUGAGGGAAGCAGUCAGAGAGGAAGGCUGGUUUUGUGGCUGAGACAAUGGAUCGGGAUUCAGGAGUUCUAGGGUCAAUUCUCUGUUGUGCCACAGGCUGCCUGGGUGACCUUGGGCAAAUCACCUGACCGGUCUGUGCUCAGUUCCUCAUCUGUAAAAUGUAGAUACCGAGACUUCCUUUUUCCCACCCUUCAGCUGGUUUAUCUCUUCGGCUUGUAAACCCUUUGGGGAAGCAACUGUGGGUCUGUGGAGCACCUAGUGCGGUGGGACCCUGAGCUCAGCUGCGGUAUCUCAGCACGGCCGUAAUACAAUGAAAUAAUCUGUGCAGCCAGCCAGUCACGUCACUGACCGGAUUAUGGGCUGCAGCAGUGGGCGCGUGUAUCAGCAAGCAUCAUUCCCGAGCCAUGGAUGCAGGGUGGCCAUCAUACGCUAAGCUCUUGCUUGGCUUGUCUCAUUACGAAAUCUCUGGGUUUCCUGUAUGAUGAGGGACAGCAGGUAGAGCGGGGGCUUAGCUGGUAAAGUGAGGUGAAGCAUCUAGCCCCCAAACUCUGAUCUGCAAUGCCUGAGGAUUCACUGAGGGGUGUGUCUGCCUGUCUGGCAGCUGUGUUGAUGUGGGGACCAUGUUUUCUAAAGCACUCAGCUCCCAAUUAGGGGUCAGAGUAAAGGCCAGACUUCUUAAAAGUGGACCCAAUGUGCUGAGCCCUAGCGAAUCUGGCCCUGAUUGUGGGGGCUGGGCUUUUGAAAAUUCUGGCCUAAGCAUGUUGAGUGCCCUCUAGUGGUAGUUCCAAUGAUAGUUCUACUUAGUACAGGAAAUGGCCGUUGGACUACGUUACCCAGAAGCCUUAGGAGGAAGUUGAUUGUUUCAUUGCCCGGUGUGUCAUCAGCAAUGAACCUAAAAGUUCCUUAUAAAACAAACCCCCUCCCACACGUGUCUAAUAUGCCACAAUCUCCCUGCUUCCCAGUCAGGCACCAGGAGGCAAAGAGCAACUCUGGAGGCAGCACGGUGCAGCGUUCCAAGUCGUUCAGCCUGAAAGCCCAGGUGAAGGAGAUGUGCGCGGCCUGCCAAAAACCCGUCUACCCCAUGGAGCGGCUGGUGGCCGAUAAAUUCGUCUUCCAUAACGCCUGCUUCUGCUGCAAGCACUGCAAUGCCAAGCUCAGCCUGGGCAGCUACGCGGCGCUGCACGGCGAGUUCUACUGCAAGCCCCACUUCCAGCAGCUGUUCAAGAGCAAAGGCAACUACGACGAGGGGUUCGGGCGCAAGCAGCACAAGGAGCUGUGGGUGCACAAGGAGGUGGAGAGCGGGACCAAGACGGCGUGAUGGGGCCCGUUCCCGCCCCCCCACCCCGCCGACCCCAGAAGGGGCAACGUGGAGUGCACAGCUGAACCGAGGGCUGACUGAGCUGCUGUAAAACAAAGGGGACCCGCAGGGGGCAGGCAGAUGCCGCCCGGCUCCAAACAGCCACGUGGCCGGGGUGGCGGGGGCGUGUCCUUUGGCAGGUGGGUGCUGGGAAGCGCAAGGCUCAGUGGGGGCAGUUGGAGGGGGCCGACCUGACUGGAGGAUGAGCCUUGAGAGCAGGUGCUCGGUGGGAGAGGGUCAGGGCUGGCCUGGGUGUAUCUGCUAAUAUCUAUAUGGGGCCCCCCCCCCCUUGCAGAAAUCGGGGAAGAGCCGCUGGGCGCCUGCCAGACGAGCAUGCAAAGUGCACGUCCUUUAACCCCGUCCCCAUUCACGAGGCCCAGGUGUCUGCUGCUCUGGAGAAGGAAGCAGCUGGGAGCCCACAGAGCCAGUGCCAUGGUGUCAGCUGCCCCCCUCCCACUCCCGUCCUGCCUGCCGGAGAAGCGGGGGUGGGGUGUCGCUCUUUGGUUUGCAGCAGCUCAGGCCAGCUGAGGUUGUUCAGCCUUCCCGAGGUUGCCCCGUGACCGUUUAACGUUGUCUGUCUGGUUUUUCUAUUUGCCUUUGAUUGGUACGUUCUGCACCGGGCCGCGGCCACGCGCUUUUUUUGAUUAUUUUUGUAAUACAAGGUUUCCGAGCCUUGCCUGCCUCGUUCUGCUUUCUGGGGGGGUCAGAGCCGAUGGUGGGGGUGAGUGCCCCCUGCUGGCCAGAUGCUAGAGUUGACUGCCCCAGAGAGCCCCCGCUUUGCCAGCCACAUGGACAGGAGGUGGUGGGAGGCGGAAGGUGCCUCCCCUGCCUGGGCGUCAUACCAGGCCCUUUCAGGUAGCAUUUCUACCAGUGAGUCACACGGGAAUCUCCUCAUGCCGGGGCUGGGCUGAGCUGGCCGUCACCCAGGGCAGCUCAGCCUGCAGGUGCCGCUAAGAGCUGGCUGGGUGAGUCUAACUGAGCCUGGCUCCAGCCCCGCAGCCAGGGUGUCUGAGCAGGGACAGACAGCAAGCGAAGUGCGGGCGGCUGCAUGCAGAGUGUGCGUCACACAAGUGUGUGUGUGCAUCUGGCAGAGGGUGGGUGCAAAGACAGCAGAACCCACAUCCUGAACCCUGGCUGACCGCCAGCACACGCAGCGCAAGGUGC
Messenger RNA from Mauremys mutica (yellowpond turtle), 5247 nucleotides. It is a transcript of the gene LIMD2, whose product is annotated as LIM domain containing 2. The record is from RefSeq and is a predicted model, not a curated record. The transcript has 4 exons. Lineage: Eukaryota; Metazoa; Chordata; Testudines; Geoemydidae. Gene Ontology annotation, biological process: actin filament bundle assembly. Gene Ontology annotation, cellular component: plasma membrane; actin cytoskeleton. The coding region runs from base 3514 to 4044 and encodes 176 amino acids. Gene Ontology annotation, molecular function: actin filament binding.